CGGCGGCGGCUGCUACUGCUGCCGCCGCGGAGGCAGACAGACCGGGCGCUGCCGCCGCCGCCCUCCCCCGGCUCCAUGCCGCCGCCGCCGCCUCCUCUUCCUCCUCCUCUCCGGCGAGGGGCGGGGGGCUCCGGCCCGGGCUGGGCACCGCUCCUGGCAGCGCCGCUCCCCUCCCUGCCCUCAGCCCGGGCGCCGGAGCCGGCGAGGGCACCCGCUGCCUCCUAGGAGCGCACGCUCGUCCGCGCGCCCUGCCGGAGCGAGGGGGCGGGCGUGGGCGGGCGGCGGGGCAGCCACGACCCGGCGCGGCUACAAGAGGAGGGGUCUUCCCUGGAGGAUGCCCGGCGGCGGCGGCCGCUCCUCACUCCUAAGCGCGAGCUGAGGCGGACCGGGAGCGAGCAGCGCGUCGCCAUGCCAGCGUGACGGGCGCCCCCCGGCUGCCCGCGCGGGCCCCCGCGCUGCCCCACGCCGCGCCGCGCCGGCGCCGGGGAGCAGGAUGGGCUGUAUCCAAAGCAUCACCUGCAAGGCGCGGAUCCGGCGCGAGAAUAUCGUGGUGUACGAUGUGUGCGCCACCAUCGACCAGUGCCCCACGCGCAUCGAGGAGACCUCGCCCAUCGUCCUGCGCUACAAGACCCCCUACUUCAAAGCCUCUGCCCGCGUGGUCAUGCCCCCCAUCCCCCGCCACGAGACCUGGGUGGUGGGCUGGAUCCAGGCGUGCAACCAGAUGGAGUUCUUCAACACCUACAGCGACCUGGGCAUGUCAAGCUGGGAACUGCCUGACUUGAGGGAAGGGAGAGUAAAAGCCAUCAGUGACUCAGAUGGGGUGAGCUACCCUUGGUAUGGAAACACCACUGAAACUGUGACCCUGGUUGGCCCUACCAACAAGAUCUCCAGGUUCUCCGUCAGCAUGAAUGACAACUUCUACCCCAGUGUGACAUGGGCUGUACCAGUGAGUGACAGCAACGUACCACUGCUCACAAGAAUCAAGAGGGACCAAAGUUUCACUACCUGGUUGGUAGCCAUGAACACCACCACGAAGGAGAAGAUUAUUCUACAGACCAUCAAGUGGAGGAUGAGAGUAGACAUUGAGGUGGACCCUCUUCAGUUAUUGGGGCAACGGGCCCGGCUGGUGGGCAGGACUCAGCAGGAGCAGCCUCGGAUUCUGAGCCGGAUGGAGCCCAUUCCCCCUAAUGCACUAGUGAAACCCAAUGCCAACGAUGCCCAGGUCCUCAUGUGGAGGCCCAAGCGAGGACCACCUCUGGUUGUGAUACCUCCUAAGUAGAAGCAGACUGGCCAGCUGUGUGUGGAGCACAUGCCACUGAGACAUGCAGCGAGGGUGCCAGGGGUGGCAAGAGCCAAACUGAGUUUCUGAGCCAAAGCAGACCUCUUGGUUUGCCAGCCUUUGCAGCUACUUAUGAAAAGUAGAGCUGCUCCUUGGGCGGUAGAACCAUAAUCCUUAGGAAAAGCCCCUUCCUUUUAGGAAUAAAGAAAUCACUGAUUUGACAGACUUGCUGUGAUGACCAUGCAAGUAGCCAUAUUUUGGAGCUGACAAGGAUAAUUCUUUUAUUUGAACUAUUGACCAUUUCUUUCCUGUGAGACCAGGGGAUGGAAAUGAAACUAUACAGUGCCUGUGGCAAAUGCUGCUUCCCAACCAAUUGGAAGUGGGAGUGAAAACAUCCAUACCAGGUGUUCAUAAGACAGUCCCUUGUCUAAUUAGAGGGUGCUGGGAAAAUGGGUAGAAUGGAAGCCCAGAGAUAAAAGAUAAUGGGUGAUGGGGAGAGGAAAGAUUCAUCAUCGGAUUUUCAGCACACUUACAGGGAUGAAAGGACCACUUAGAGAACAGGGGAGGGGGGCGGGGCGCAAGGGGAAGGAAACAAAAGCAAAACACACCUUUGGGGAGCUGUCCAAGGUUCUGAUGUAACUGGUGGAGACUUCCUGGUUCCAUUUACCCACUUCCCCC
This is a messenger RNA of Dipodomys ordii (Ord's kangaroo rat), 1957 nucleotides long. It is a transcript of the gene Fam78b, whose product is annotated as family with sequence similarity 78, member B. NCBI's taxonomy places the organism in Eukaryota, Metazoa, Chordata, Mammalia, Rodentia, Heteromyidae. The record is from RefSeq and is a predicted model, not a curated record. The transcript has 2 exons. The coding region runs from base 494 to 1279 and encodes 261 amino acids.